Molecule: messenger RNA, 2237 nt
Organism: Aquila chrysaetos chrysaetos
Lineage: Eukaryota; Metazoa; Chordata; Aves; Accipitriformes; Accipitridae
Gene: DGAT1
Product: diacylglycerol O-acyltransferase 1
Exons: 18
Coding region: 1-1602 (533 amino acids)
Biological process (GO): triglyceride biosynthetic process
Cellular component (GO): endoplasmic reticulum membrane
Molecular function (GO): diacylglycerol O-acyltransferase activity
Source: RefSeq, a predicted model, not a curated record
AUGAGCCAUGCUCGAGGUUUCUGGCGCCCAAAGGGCGGGGAGGGGGAGGUGGGCGGGGCGGUUGCCAAGGUUACAAAGGCCGUGGCGGGCGGGGGGCGCGCUACGGUGGCCGGGAGGCGGCGGCGGCGGCGGGCGGCGGCGGGGCCGGGGUCGGGGUCGGGGUCGGGCCCAGCAUGGGCGACCGCGGCGGGAGCGGGGGGGGGCCGGAGGAGACGGGGGGCAGCGGGGGGGACAGCGGCGGCGCGGCAGAACCCCGGCCCCGGGCAGGGGGACGGCGGCGGCGGUGACCCCGCUCACGACCCCGGAGGAGAUUUCAGGUGCCACAAGGUGCAGGAGUCUCUGCUGAGCUCGGCCAGCGGCUACAGCAACUACCGGGGCAUCCUCAACUGGUGUGUGGUCAUGCUGGUCUUGAGCAACGCCCGGCUCUUCCUGGAAAACCUCAUCAAGUACGGGAUCCUGGUGGACCCCAUCCAGGUGGUCUCCCUCUUCCUCAAAGACCCCUACAGCUGGCCCUCCCUCUGCCUGAUCAUCGCGGCCAACGUCUUUGUGGUGGUGGCCCUGGCCCUGGAGAGACGGCUGGCAGCGGGCUCCCUCUCGGAGGGGGCGGGGGCCGCCCUGCACACCCUCAACCUGCUGGCCAUCCUCUGCUUCCCCGCCGGCGUCGUGCUGGUGGUCACCUCCAUCACCCCAGUGGGGGCCGUCUUCACCCUGGCCAUCUACACCAUCGUCUUCCUCAAGCUCUUCUCCUUCAGGGACGUCAAUAAGUGGUGUAGGGAGAGGAGGGAGGUGAAAACAGCCCCCCCGGCCCCCGAGGACAGCUUGGCACCAGCCAAGAAAGCCAACGGGGACGUGGGGAGGAACGAGGUCACCUACCCGGCCAACCUCACCUACAGAAAUCUGUACUACUUUCUCUUCGCGCCCACCCUGUGCUACGAGCUGAACUUUCCCCGCUCCCCCCGCGUCCGCAAGCGUUUCCUCCUGCGGCGCCUCUUUGAGAUGCUGUUCUUCAUCCAGCUGCUGGUGGGGCUGAUCCAGCAGUGGAUGGUGCCCACGAUCCAGAACUCCAUGAAGCCGUUUCGGGACAUGGAUUAUUCCCGGAUCAUCGAGCGGCUCCUGAAGCUGGCUGUCCCCAACCACCUCAUCUGGCUCAUCUUCUUCUACUGGUUCUUCCACUCCUGCCUGAACGUGGUGGCCGAAGUGAUGCAGUUCGGGGACCGGGAAUUUUACAGGGACUGGUGGAAUUCGGAGUCGGUGACCUAUUUCUGGCAGAACUGGAACAUCCCCGUCCACAAGUGGUGUCUCAGGCACUUCUACAAGCCCAUGCUAAAGCGGGGGGCCAGCAAGUGGGCAGCCCAGACGGCCGUUUUCCUGGCGUCUGCCUUCUUCCACGAGUACUUGUUGAGCGUCCCCCUGAAGAUGUUGCGGCCCUGGGCGUUCAUGGGGAUGGCGGCUCAGAUCCCGCUGGCCUGGUUCGUCUCCAAAUUCCUCAGGGGUAACUACGGGAACGCGGCCGUCUGGAUGUCCCUGAUCAUCGGCCAGCCCAUCGCCGUCCUGAUGUACGUGCACGACUACUACGUGCUCAACUAUGAAGGCAACCAGUGAGGCGGUGGUCCGCCGGCCCUCCCCGGUGAGCCCCGCUGGGGCGCACGGACCCCCUCAGGCUGUGCCGGUGCCGCCGUCGCUGUCCUUGUGAAUCGAAUGUCGGAUCAAUGCAAUAGCCCCAGGGGCAUGGAGGGGGGGGGACACACAGACCCCCCCCCCCACCGCUCGGCCCUGGGGACAACGUGGGGGGGGGAUUAGGCAGGAGGGAGGCAGCAGCCGAGCCUGCCCAACCUCUGGCCCCGGCUGCCCCCCCCCCCCCCCCAGUUUGAAGCGGCCGCCUGCCCGGCAGAGCCUCCUCUGCGUUAAAGGCACUUUAAGGGACUGGGACUGUCCUAUCCCUCCCCGUCCCGCUCCCCGGGUUUAGCGGGGGGGUGUCCCACCCCGGCUCUGUCGCCCCCAGAGGCUGGGGGUGGCCCCGGCACGAUCCCCCCUUGCCCGCGGUGGCUGUGCUGGCUGCGAGCCCCGGGCCCCGCUUCCUCCGUCCCCGGUCGGCUGCCCAUGCAGGCAGCUGCCUGCGGUUGCCCGUGGCCCUGCUGCUGCCUCCCAGCCUUGCUCUGGUCUCACUCAGCCACUUUUUAACCCUUCCAGAUUGUAUCUCUAUCUCAAAUACUGAGUAAUUAAAGUGUCUUUUUUUU